Molecule: messenger RNA, 1447 nt
Organism: Zingiber officinale
Lineage: Eukaryota; Viridiplantae; Streptophyta; Magnoliopsida; Zingiberales; Zingiberaceae
Product: ribosomal RNA processing protein 36 homolog
Exons: 10
Coding region: 224-1144 (306 amino acids)
Biological process (GO): maturation of SSU-rRNA from tricistronic rRNA transcript (SSU-rRNA, 5.8S rRNA, LSU-rRNA)
Cellular component (GO): nucleolus; 90S preribosome
Source: RefSeq, a predicted model, not a curated record
AGGUUUAGGUUAGGUUCGAUCCUAAACCGUAAAGUGCCGUCCCCGCCCCUGACCGCCUGCCCUUCUCGGUCGCCGCGGCGGCUCAACGCCCGUCUCCCGUCUUCCGCCGCCAGCGACACCCGUGACCGCCCGUCGCCUGCAGCAACCGACGCAAUCGCGCCCGGUAACCUCUUCCUGCUUGAAAUACGUUACUAAUAUAAGUGUCUGCUUGUCUAGCGAUACCAUGGGAAAAGGCACAAUGGGAAGGGGAACCAAAAAAUCCAUCAAUCAUAGUAUGAGAGAACAUGAUGAGCUUGAUAAAGAAUUCUUUGAAAAGAAAAUAGAGAAAUUGGAAAAUGAGGAUAUGAGUAUAGAAGAGAUUCUAAAUGCUCGAGCUGAUAGUUCGCACAUCAUUGAUACCUCCUCUGUUAUUUCAAAUAAAUAUGAGGAUAUGAGUCGUACGACUGUUGAAGAGAUCCUAAGAUCUCUAGCUGAUGAUGCGCACAGAAGAAAAAAAGAGAAAUUGGAAUAUAAGGACAUGACUAUUGAAGAGAUCCUAAGAGCUCGAGCUGAUGGCUCGCACAACACCGAUACCGCCAAAGUUAUCCCAAAGAAAUUUCAUCGUGCUAACAAGAAUAGCCCAAUGGAGAUGAGUAGCAAAGUGCGGGUUUCGACAUUUAGGGAGGUCAUCCAAGUACCCAAAAAGCUUGUGAGAGAUCCUCGGUUUGAUUCUUUAUCCAGAGGAACUUUUGACCCUGAUGGAUUUAAAAAACGUUAUAGUUUCGUGUUUGACGAAGAAUAUCCUAAAGAGAAAGAGAGGCUUAAAAUGUUGAUUAAGAAGUCCAAGGACCCAAAUGUUAUUGAGGAAUCACAGAAGCAAAUAUCUUCAAUGGAUAAACAGAUAAAGUCAUGGUCCAGGAAGAGCGUAGAAUCUGAAAUAUUGUCUGAGCACAUAAAGAAAGAAAGAGAAGCCGCAAAGAAAGGGAAACAACCUUAUUACUUGAAAAAAUCGGAAAUUCGAGAAAGAAAGCUGAUAAAGAAGUACAAUGAACUGAAGGCCGUAGGAAAGCUGGAUUCCUAUAUUGAGAAGAGGCAGAAAAGAAAUGCCUCUAAAGAUCAUCGUUAUAUGCCAUAUCGAAGAUCUGACAAAAAUACACAAGAAUAACCUUCUUCACUCGGAGUCAUUCUCCAGUUCGUGGUGCCUUGAAGUGUACUUGUGAAGAGAGAGAUCUAUGUUAGCUAAUGAAUUGGAUUCGACAUCUUAAGUUUGACAAUGCUGUAACUUGUAAGCAAGCCUAAUAAUUUUUAUAAAAAGAGUAGAUUGUCUUAUUUUUCACUCUUCUUAAGUGAUCAGAUUAGCUGCCUUAUUGCUAGUUACUAGUACUGAAUUAGACUACAUUAUCUAAUGUAUCGAGAUGUUAGCAAACAAUUGUAGUCACUACAUUUGGAAUCUCUAUAUUGUGUGCCA